Molecule: messenger RNA, 7512 nt
Organism: Eriocheir sinensis (Chinese mitten crab)
Lineage: Eukaryota; Metazoa; Arthropoda; Malacostraca; Decapoda; Varunidae
Gene: Bap170
Product: AT-rich interactive domain-containing protein 2-like
Exons: 18
Coding region: 344-5647 (1767 amino acids)
Biological process (GO): regulation of DNA-templated transcription
Cellular component (GO): SWI/SNF superfamily-type complex
Molecular function (GO): DNA binding
Source: RefSeq, a predicted model, not a curated record
GUUGUGGCGGUGAUGCUGCAAUGUCGGAAUACCAUAGACCGUGGCUUGCUCAGACUCUCCUGGGCUUCCUUAUUCACUACCACCUUUAUAAUCAUCAGUAAACUCUAUUUCUCUGUGGUAAAAUCGGUGCUGGAGGUGGUGCUGGUGGUGGUGGUGGUGACGUCCCGGCGGAGUAUUGGAACGCUUGGUGGUGGUGGUGGUGGUGUUGAGCCGCUGCGAGCACCACUCAGCGCCGGUGUGUCCUGUGCCUCCCUCCUCCUGUAGUGUGUCCUGUGCGCCGCCCGUGACUCCCGCCCUGCCCCGGAAAUGUGCCCCCAGUGUUUUUAAGCCGCCCGUGACCACCAUGACUCGAAAUAUGAAGACCAACAAGGACGCGGAGGCCUACGAUCGGGAAUAUGACGGAUUUCUGAAGCAGCUUGAAGACUUCCAUCAGCAGAGAGGGACCGUCUUCAAGCGUCUCCCGAGGAUCAAUGGGAAGGGAGUGGAUUUGUACCUUCUCUACGUGGUGGUGACGGCGCGCGGGGGCUGGCAGAAGGUUAAUUCUCGGUGUGAGUGGGAGGACAUCCUCGAGGACUUCCGCCUCCCCGCUGGCUGUGUCAACUCCGCCACAGCCCUCAAGCAUAUCUACAUAAGAUACCUUGAUGCAUAUGAACGUGUCAACUUCCUCGGCGAAGAUGGGGAGGAGCGUGGAGCGGAGAUGGAUGAGGGAGAGGACUCCAGACUGAUGAGGACCAAGCGUGCCAUCCGGUCCCUCAACACAGUACCACUUUCAUACAACCACCAGCAGCACAAUGUUUUAGAAUCAAUGAGGGGUAGCGGUGGCAUGUCUGUGGACCUGUACAGACCCUCACUGUAUGACAAGCUGGCCCUGUCCUUGAUCUCCCCCCUGCCCAAUGAGCACGACUUUGCCUUCAACGUGUGCACCAUCCUGAGCAAUGAGGGCCGCCACGUGCUACAGCUCACACACUGCCCUGUACUGGUGGAGCACAUGCUGGGACACACAGGGGUCUACAGGGAUUGGGAUACUCAGAAAUUUUUCCUGACCAAUUACAAAGAAGCCAAAGGGAGAAGCCUUAUUCAGUUCUGGAUUGACUCGGUGUAUGACCGCAGUGUUCUGGACCUCCUGAUCCCCUCCAGUACGGACCAGAAGUCAAUCUGUGACGGGGUCGGGGAGCUGAGAAGAUACAGUCUGGUGGACCUUUCUAGUGGUGCUAUAGAUAAUAAGAAUUUGCUAAAUCUGAGUAGUGAUAGUCUGGAGAUAUUUGAUGACAAGGAGGAUGGUGCCGAGGACACGUGUGAGAACAUUCUGGGGGACGGGUGCAUAGCGGGUGGCACGGCCUUAAACAUUGGUGGCAGGCUAAACAGUGGCAACUUUGACACUCUGUGUGACUCAGGAAUCAGGAGAGUCCCGCCACUGGAGAUGAUCACCCAGGCCCUCCGAAGAGACCCCAUUCUCAGGAGACUAGAGAAGGUCCUGGAGUGUGAAGGCAGCGACCUCAAAUUGGCGAAGGACGAUGGGGAAAUAUUCCACCUAGGGAGAGAUCUGGGGUCACAGGAUCCAGAAGGGACAAGAAUAAGCCAAAUCCUUCACGUUAUUCGCAAUUUAUCCUUUGAGGAGCACAACGUGGGCAUCCUGGCACGCUCUCACACAUGUCUAAAGUUUUUAGUCCUGUGCAUCUGUUCGCGGUGGGGUGGCUUGGCAGUCAAUGCUCUGGACACGCUGGGCAACAUAGCACCGGAUGUAACGCUGCAAGAGCCCAAGGUUGACUCCUGCUCCGCUCUCCUCCUGGCCAACAUCUGCCACGGUGUCUCUUCCCCUGACAGAGCGUUUGUCCUCAGGUCUCUAGAAAUCCUCAACAAGCUAGCUAUGAAUGACCCCAAUGAGGAAAUUCUCAACCACUACAUAGACUCCUCGGUGUAUGAUCAGAUCUGCCGCUAUCUAACCAUCCACGACAUCAUGCUGCUCAUCUACACCCUGGAGUGCCUGUAUUCCCUCUCCUCGCUGGGCACCCCGGCCUGCAACGCCAUCGUGCGGGCGAAGGGCUCCAUCCACACCCUCAUCUCCCUCCUCACAGUCGAGGCACAAAGCUACGGCCCUGAGGCUUGUAUUGGUAUGAAGGUCCACAUCUAUCUUCCUCAGGUUGUGGAAACAGUAACUGGUGUCGUGAGUGAACCCGAGCCAGUGAGCCAGCCACCGCCACCUGCCCCGGCCCCUGCUGCCACCGCCACCACUGUGGGUGUGGCAGCCGUGACUCCAGCCACACCAGUUGUCGCCAUCAGCAACCCUGUCACUGCCGUGCCUGUUGCCACUGUCACCCCUAAGGCCUCCAUUAUCAAGGCGGUCUCAACUGUCCCUGUUACUCCUUCAGUUGCCUCGGAAGUUCCCCCAGACGUUGAGGAGUUUGUCAAGGACUGGGUCACCAAGAAUUAUGAGGCUGCCCCCGGCAAUGCCAUAGAACAGGCCAUCGUGUACCGCCACUUUGCAGCCUCCAUGCAGUCCCUCGGCCGCAAGCAGGGCCUCAACCCGGUGCUCUUGUCCAACUGUGUGAGAAAGGUGUUUGGGACGGGCGUUGGCCCCAGCAGACGACCCGUGGAUGCUGGCUCCGAGAAGUGGCACUACAACGGCAUUCGACGACGGGACGGUAUCGUGAUGCCUCCGCUGCCCGACAAGAAGAGAGGAGGAGUGCGACUGAACAACACCGUGCCGAUAUACACGCCGACGCCUGUCCUGCCCCCGGUGAACAGCAUCAGUGCCCAGGUGACUAGUGAGGGAAGGGCCGUGGGAACCAUUAUAGGGGCGCCACAGCUGGUCACCACAUCAGCUCCUCCGUCUGACGCUGUUAUAUCUCCUUCCUCUCCCAUCCUGAAGGCGCAGCUGUCCGCCCCCCUCAGGCCGUCCCCGCCCCCGCCCGCCAGACCUCCGCAGGGCAUGGUGAGUGGUACCAUGUCUCAGGGUGUGUAUAGCAGUACUCAGCAGCAACAGUCCCCACAGCAGUCACAGCAACAAGCUCAACCUGCAAACAGCAGAACAGAUAAUUCUGCCCUUAUCAAGAGUCUUUUGGCCAACAAGGUAACUCCAGCGGGAGUAGGUCAGGCAGGCAGCAUGGACCCACACCCCUCCCACCAGUCUCCUCAUUCACGACCCCUCCUGGCCCCCUCCACACCACCACAGCAACCCAGGGGUGCUUCAGGUGCUGUGUCCUAUGUGCAGGCACUAUCCCAGGGUCCCCUGGGGCCUGUGGGACCCAUGCUCAGUCCCACAAGCAUAGGGUGCACCUCUGGGAUGCAGGUGGUGUCUGGAGGCGUGGCCGGGGGUGCAGGGGGCCAGCACGGACUGCACCAGCCACCACCACCACCGCCGUCGCCAGCACAGGUUUCUCGAAAUAUCCAGAAACAGCAACAGCAGCAGCAGACCACAGACACCAGCCAAGACAGCAGUGGGGAUUCUCAAGUUAGGAAAACAUCUUUCAAUGGGAUAUGUAAUGAGAUAAAGAAGUGUGAAGAUGACUCCAAUUCCCUGCUCUCUGGUGGCCUCAUUGACAAGAAGGUAACAAGUUUUGAGGGUAUACUGCAGAAUGGCAUCAAAGCUGAAAUUGAUAUCAAGGAAGAGCAAGUAGAGCCCAAGGCCAAGAAGAAUGUCCUGGCCGACCUCCUGGAGAAGACAGUCGGGGGAGACAUUCUGAACGGAGUCGUUGAACGUGAGCUUAGAAUAAGCGACCGAGGCAUAGAGUUUGUGAACAACGGCCAGCAAGUUAAAGUUAAUGGUCCCGUAACGAGUAAUGGGCAGGCCGGAACAGAGACGGGGCAGGGUGUAAAGAGGCCAGCCACCCCAGACAACACCCCUGCCAAGAGGAUAGCCAUCGAGGACCCAAGAGCUGGAACAGACAGUCGCAUCACCCUGUACGUCAGUCAAAACGGGAACGAGAGUGGCGAGGUGAUUUCCCAAGGACAUCAGGUGGUACUGAGUCAAGGGCAGCAGCUGACAGCCACCAAUGCCAGUGGUGCACCCCAGCAGAUGAUGGUGAGCCAGGCGGUGCUGGCAGGUCAGCAACAGGGAGCCGCAACGCAGACGGUCGUCACCCCACAGGGACAAGUGAUCCUCCAGCGCCCUGCCACCCAGACAGGAAUGAUUGUGCAGCAGGGCGGCCAGAUCAUCCAAGGGGCCACAGCUGGGCAGGUCAUCCAGCAAGUUAUCCAGCAGGGACAGUCUGGUCAGCCCCAGAAGGUCAUUCUACACCAGGGACAAGUGUUAGGUGGGCAGAUGAUUCUCCAGAACAGUAGUGGCCAGCACCAAGUGCUAGUGCAGGGAGGGAACAACUUUCAGGGACAGGUCAUCAUGCAGGGUGUCCCUCACUGCCAGGGGCAAGUGUUUAUGCAGGGAAACAAUACUCCGGGUCAGUUAGUGAUGAGCAAUAGCCAGGGCCAGACAGUGGUGGUGUCGGGUGCCCACCAGGCUCAGCAGCAGGUGGUGGUGUCCAGUGCUCAGGGCCAGGCCAUGAUAGUAGCUGGAAACCAGGGUCAGCCUAUGGUAGUGAGUGGACAGCAAGGCCAGAGUGGCCAAGUAGUGGUGCCUAGUAAUGUAGGUGGCACAGUUUUGCUGGCCCCCCAGCAGCAGGGAUCCACGGCAAAGACACUUAUUAUAUUGCCCAACCCCAAAAUGAUUAUGUCAGGGGGCCAGCACCAGGGUGCUCAGGGCCAACAGUUGGUGCUGCCUCGUCAGGUGGCCGGCCAGCAAGUGGUGCAGGUGGUGUCCUCCAGCACGGCGGGGCCCGUGCCCUCUGUGUCCACUGCUGUGAGAACUGUGCACGCCUCCACCGCAGUGGCGGACACCCGUGCUACCCCCACUCCUCCCCCGGUCCAAAUUCAGAGUUCUAGUGGUGGUAGCAGCAGUGUCAGUGUAUCCACAUACAGUGCUCAGACUUCAGCAACCCUCCCCACUGCCAUCGCCCCAGCCCCAGCCGGACCCACGGCCGUCCCCGUGUCACAGACUUCAGUGAGUGUGGGGCCCCAGACACCCCACGUCCCAGCCCCACAGGUGCUCUCCUCGGGUGUGGCAAGGCGGCCGGGCAAGCCCAGUGGUUUACAGUAUUUGUGUGAGUGGCGGGGAUGUAAUCAGGUGUUCACGAGUGCAGCUCAGGUGUACCACCAUGCCUGCAAGAUACACUGCCCGCCACACAUCGCAGAGAUCCAGUGUGGCUGGGCAGGCUGCGACCCCAUGGUGAGGCGCAGGUUUAGUGCCAUGACUCACCUCCACGAUCGGCACUGUAAUGAGCAGCUGCUACAGAUCCAUGCUGUGAGGAGAAACCAGCUAGCCACCACAGGCAAGACGGAAAUACCUGUCCCCCAAACGCCGCCACCUCACCCAGGUUAUGCCCCCAAUGCAGCCUUCCAUGCCAUCAAGAGGCAUGCACUGGAAGUCAUCAAUCAGAGAGAUGCAGUGGAAAAAGAGGGACCUGUAACGAAAAGUAUCCGGCUGACUGCAGCACUGAUCCUGAGAAACCUAGUCAUAUACUCUAAUACUGGAAAGAAGUUGUUGCGUGGAUACGAGUCUGAACUAGCAAAUGUUGCCCUUAGUACGAUGGAAUCCUCACGAACCGUGGCGCAGAUCCUAUACGACAUUCGCCUGCCAGACCACCAGGGCUUAUAGGCAAUAGGAUCCCUGUCUGAGGAACCUGAGCAGUCUGGCCUUCAUGGUGGUUGCUUGAAGGGGAUUCAGAUCCAAGACUCCCUUGAACUCUUCCCCAGCAGAUGAGGAAAUGAAGAGGAGAGUGUGUGUUCUAGAUAGAGAGCAAACUCGAGUAUUAGUCCAUUUAGAACUUUUUCAUCUGCGACUGAUAUGUGAUGUGAAGUCGGUGGAAGCGCCACAAGUCCCGUUCGUGUGAACUUGGCGCAUCAAUAGUGCAAUUACAAAGCUUCAGAGGAGACGAGUGUUGACUGAGAAAAGAAGUGAGUCGUGAGGUAUUUAUGUUGUGCCAGUGAUCAGGUGAAACGUUUGUGUUUAUGCUUGUUGGAGACGUGUCUUUUUUCUUUUUUUCUCUGGUUCUUUUGACGUUUAGGUACAUUGUAUAGAAGUAAUUUUCUUUUACUAUUUAUUUUUAUUGAUAUUCUACUCCUCCUAAGUUCAAGCUUGUUUAGCCAGUGUUGCAGUGUAGAUACUGCAGUAGUUGGGUAUUUUGUUUUAAUGAGUAAUCUCAAAUUGCUACGAUUCUAGACCAGUUAAGCAUAAAAGAUGGAUCUGUAAGCACAAUUUUGUAAAUUUUGUACACAGUGUAUAAAUAAUAUUAACUUCUGUACAUGUAGACUAAUAAUAGAGAUUGUUUCUUCUGCUGAAAGCAAGUUAAAGACAAGUUUCCUCCAGUCCACAGUGUUGAGAGAGGCAGCUGAGGGUGAGGGUGCAGGCCCUGGGCGGCGGCAAGCCCCAGGACGCGCCAGACAGCAAGGGGAAGUUCUUGGAAGGAAAAAAGUUGUGAUACCAAAUAUAUAAUCUUGUUUUUAUAGAAAAAUGAAAAGUACAUGAAAAGCUAAUUCUAUUUUCUAUCAUUAUUUGUAGAAUUAUAGAUAGUAGUAUAUUAUUUUUUACCAGUUUGACAUUUAGAUAAUGGGCAGUGAAUAUUGAUUUUUAUGAAUAAUUUCUGUAAAUGUGCAUCAAAAUGUCCCUUAGUUCUAUGUGUACAUCAACGGGAGAAGGGGAAGCAUUGUGGUCAAGAUUGUCCUGAACUUGAAAGUCACUAUAUAAACUGUACCUGAGUCUCAUUUACUUUGUACACACAUUCACAUCAUUGUUUUCUGCUAUUUAGGUGUUAUUUUCAGGCUGGGACAAGAAUCCGCUAAUUAACGAAGGCUACACUGGACUGUUUGUAACAAGCUGAGGCACUUGGAAACAGGGAGUGCGAGGGGGACAAGAAUGUGUAGUGCUAGGCCUUACUGGGGAUGGUUUUGUCCACCCACCAACACUGCUGCUGCCAUCGUCUAAUCUGAUGCAUGUUAUUUAUUUAGUCAUUAAUUUGCACUUAAAUGGGUUUGUAUGUGUGUGUGUGAGGUAUGAGUGUAUGUGAGAGCGAGAGAGAGAAAGGAAGUGUGUGUGUUUUGGUACAUUGUGGUUGUCUGCCAAGCUCCACCCCCACCCCCCCAGCGGUACCUUUGCAUCAGAAGACACAUGUUGGUGGGCACAAACUAUUAUACGUCCAAUCAAUCCUCCUUAGCCAUGUAAUAUCCGACUAAUGGUUGUGUGUAGUCUCCAGCAGCUCCCCAAUGAGUGGUGUUGGGCACAGGGGCGUGGCAGCAGCAGUGGGCUCCUCUCUCCCAACUUUCUUUACCAUUCCCACGUGAACUUAUUAUUAUUAUUCCUGCUCCUCCCUCCCUCCCCUCACACACCCCACACAAACCAGUCCCUUCAUCUUCUUUUCUUCCUCCCUUCCUAUUCAAACUCACUGAUGCACUGAGCCGUGUCUUCUGUUGAAACAACUCGCCAGACGUCAUUAUAAUUUUUUUUAAUAAAAUAUUGUAAAUGUU